Drosophila miranda is the source of this 657-nucleotide messenger RNA. Its product is annotated as multidrug resistance protein homolog 65-like. Gene Ontology annotation, molecular function: ATP binding. NCBI's taxonomy places the organism in Eukaryota, Metazoa, Arthropoda, Insecta, Diptera, Drosophilidae. The record is from RefSeq and is a predicted model, not a curated record. The transcript has 3 exons. Bases 211 to 525 code for a protein of 104 amino acids. Gene Ontology annotation, cellular component: membrane.
GAUACGAUACACUCACGAGUACUCAUGCCCAAGCCCGAGUACUCUGUCCAGCAUCCACAUCGGGGAAUCAACAUAAAUGGGUGGCUCCGCGGACGGUGUUCCAGCAGUCGCGCUUGGGCGGUCCGAGUGAGCAGUAACGGAUCUUCUGCAGAAAUCAGUGCAUAGAUACAGUAUCUGAAGGAUCAAAAAGUGUUGAAAAUCAAUUAAAAGAUGGACGAGGCUUCUGGCACGACGACAACCGAUGGCAAGUCCCUGGAUGAGGCGCCGGUGGCCGCAGGACUGGAGCCCACACAGCCGAUCGGCUUCCUGCAGCUCUUCCGCUUCUCCACCUGCGGGGAGAUCGCGUGGCUCUUCUUUGGGUUCCUCAUGUGCUGCGUCAAGGCGUUGACCCUGCCCGCAGUGGUCAUCAUUUACAGCGAGUUCACAGCACCCUCUCCGCUGCCACGAACAUCACCACGCUGUCGUUUCCCUUCACGAUGGCCAACAGCAGCGGCGGCGGGUACACCAUUCCCACGGGGACCCUGAGCAUCCUUCCCAUCGCGGCGAACGCCCAGCUGCCGACCAUCACGACAACGGCCAGUGGCUACGAGCCCAAUGACGUCAUCACCACGAUCCCCGUCUCGCUCUCCAUUCAGCGCUUUCCCUCGUCCCUGUCCA